Messenger RNA from Entamoeba invadens IP1, 2517 nucleotides. RefSeq lists its product as hypothetical. Gene Ontology annotation, biological process: retrograde transport, endosome to Golgi; Golgi to vacuole transport. Gene Ontology annotation, cellular component: GARP complex. Lineage: Eukaryota; Evosea; Mastigamoebida; Endamoebidae. Bases 1 to 2517 code for a protein of 838 amino acids. The record is from RefSeq and is a predicted model, not a curated record. Gene Ontology annotation, molecular function: syntaxin binding. The transcript is spliced from 3 exons.
AUGGAGGCACCAGACCCAAUCCAACCUAAAGUUUACAAAUUUGCAGAAAAGCUAUACAGUUUUUCGGAACACGCAGAGAAGAAAAAGGUAAGAACAUUGCUCCCCACUAUGAUGUCUAGCUCUCAGAAAGUCCCUGACACUCCCAUGAACGAGCCAAAAAACAUUGGAAAUGUGCAUGACUAUUCCCAAGCUGAAAGAGACAUUCCCGAACUUUACACAGUAAAACCAGUAAACAAAGAAGUCUCGAUUUUCACUAAAUUUGCGGAAACUACCGGUGGCGAGGUGACUAAAGAGAAAACUGAUAUCUUCGAGGAAAUCAUGCAAAACGAGUUUGGAGAUACUAUGGUGGACCACCCCCUCGACAUGUCAUCGAAAGGUACAUUUGACAUCAUUCUUAAAUUCUGCAAAAAGACGAACGACCCUGCAAAGGAAAAGGAGAAGCAAUUAGAUUUUCCAUAUGCACGAGACAGAGCAACGAAUUACCGAGAAAUAGUCGACACUAUGAUUAUGAAAGAAAUCGACCAAGAGAAGUUCACACUACUCGACUCGAUUGCUAGUGUUAGCUCGUUACAAAACUCGUUUAUGAAAAUCAAAGAGGAUAUGUGCGCAUUGUCGGAAAGACUGCAUGCGACACAAGAGAAUGUCCGAUGGUUGAUGACGGGGAACAUGAAAGAAUACCAGAAGUAUCAAAACAUUAGAAGUGUGAUGGACAAAAUGCACGCGAUCAAUGAUGUUAUUAAAAUAGUGAGUGAUGUUGAUGAUCUUGUAGAGGAAAAGGAAUACAAAGAAGCAAUCAAUUUGAUUAACAACGGACUUGAUAUCAUCGAUUGUAAGUUAGCCGGCAUUAGAUGUGUGAGCAAAGACGAAUUAUACUUGAAACAGACGAAAGCGCGACUGGAGAAGUUUUUAAAGAACCCCGAGAAAUUUGUGUUUGAGCUCUUCACACGAAUUCAGUUGAUCGACGAAGUCAUUUACAACAUCAGUCGAAAGGACGUCAGAGAAGAAUUCAAAGAACUUAUCCCACAGAUUGUGAUGCUCUUCAAGAAUGUUAUCAGGUCGAACGGACAAGAAGAUUUUGUUGAAAAGUACAUCACAAGUAUUGAAGGAGUCGAACACGAGCUGUGCUAUGGAUGCUUACCACUCGAAUUUCUAAAGAAAGAGGAGUAUUUAAAUUUGAUGAUGACAAAGCAAAGCGACAGCGAACUUACUUUAGAGAAGAAUGUCAACUUGAAGAAGUUUAUCAUGAAACUCAGUAUCAACGAGUUCAUGAGCUACUUUUUUAACAUGAUGAAUAAAUUGGAAGAGAUCGUUGUGCGUGUAGAGAUGGUGCAAGAGAUAUAUGACGAAGUCAAAAAGAAUGCGGGAGUGAUUGGUAUUGAUACAGAAAUGAACAAAGUGAAGGAGAGGGUUGAGGACAUCAUUGUCGAAUACGCCAUGCUGAUGCUGAGUUACGCCAAUUUGCGAAACUUGAAGAGGGAUGAGUAUCAACUUUUUGAGAAGAAGUACAUUGCAAUGAUCGAUGAAUUACAAGGAGUUGUGAAAGGCACAUUUAAUAAAGUGAAUAAGAUUCGAACAACGUUCUUCCAGAUGUACUUUAGUACGUUGUAUAUCUGUGGGUUUGACGAUAUGCUCAAAUUCAUUAAGAUAGAACAAUUUGUUGCGCUCACUGAUUCGAUGAAUGUCAUUGAACUUGUGAAAGGACUGACGCAAUUGAUCAAUCCCAACGAUGUUUCUUGUCGCACAUUAAAAGUGAAUGAACAGGUCAUGAGAUAUCAAGGAGAGAAUUACAUGAUCAUAGCUUCAUUGGAUAACGUUUGUCUGUUUAUAAGCUCGUUUUUGGAAGGGUUUUCGUUGAACGAAGGAGGAGUCAAUGAGAUGGUGUUUGAAAAGGCGAAUCAAGUGUUUCGAGCGUGGGUGGAGAAUAUGAAGAUGUAUUACUUUGUCAAUUUGAUAGCGUCUGAUGUACCAGACGAUUAUUGUUGGAGAUGUAUUUGUGUGCAUCAGUCUGUCCAAUUUCUUGUGAGGAUGAUGGAAUUGUUGACAACUGGAUUUAUGAAAUCAAAUGAGGAAUUUACAAUGAUCCAAGACGACUUCGCAACAGAGAUGAAAAGCAUUCGGACACAAAUAGUUCAAUUCUUCCGACUUACUGUACGAAAAUAUAUGUCAUCGAAAGCUGAGGAGAUGGAAGGAGUUUCUGUGGCGAAACCACUCCCUACGCCACCAAAAGGAAAAGACCCAAGAAAGAAACCACUUCCACCUUCACCUGUAGUGAAGAAGGGGAAGGAGUUGGGGAAGAUCACUGAUGUCUCUGAAAAGUUGAAUAAAGACAUCAACCUUCUUGUCAAGAAGUACUUCAGUGACGAGUUUCAAAAAGAAAUUGUCGAAGAAGAGAGCCUUGCGUUGAAAGCAAUUGAAGACGAAUUUGUCGAAAGUUUGAAAGAACCGAAUUUCCAGACAAAAGUUGUUUCGGAUAUUGAAUUCUUGAAGGAUGAGGUUGUGUUAAAGCUGGGCAAAUAA